AUGGUGCUGUAUGGUCUUUUCGCUUCCGUCGUCAAGAAUAACUUGCAGACCUAUGGUGUCCAAGUCAACUUUGGAGCAAAGAUGUUUAUCACAACGUGGUUGGCCUUGCUGUUCUCUAUUGCC
Penicillium arizonense is the source of this 123-nucleotide messenger RNA. RefSeq lists its product as uncharacterized. The annotation marks the transcript as partial. The transcript has a single exon. The record is from RefSeq and is a predicted model, not a curated record. Lineage: Eukaryota; Fungi; Ascomycota; Eurotiomycetes; Eurotiales; Aspergillaceae.